CAAAUGUUUAUUACUCAAAAAUUUGGCUAUUCUUAUUUAAAUUGGGGUAAUGCUUUAAUUGCUGCUGCGCAUUUUUCAAAAUUAAUUGAAUGUGGUUUUAAGCCUGAAAUGCUUUGUUAUAUAACUUCUAAUGAUGGGCAAAGGAUUUUAAUUGGACAUAUUCUAUCUAUUCUUCUUCCUCCAUCUUUUUCUGUUAAUCGUUUACUGAUUGGAAAAUCAAUUGACACACUUAUUGGUCAAGAACCCGAGGUUAUUAUAAAAACAAAAACAUUUCAACACCCUUUACAUCACUCAUCAGAACCCCAUAAAAGCGAUUUUAAUUUGUCUUUGUGGAAUUUUGAGAUUUGCCAUGCUAAACGUCAAUUCAUGGCAAUUUUGCAGUAUAGAGAUUUAGCAUAUAAUACUUUACCUGAAUUCAACGAAUUACUAAAAUGUUUUAAACAGAGUGGAUAUAUUUGUGGGCCGAAUGAUAUUUUCAAACUUAAAUUUGGAGAAUUUGAAGAAAUUAAAAGAAAAGUAAAAGAAAAGGGAAUGUUGGCUAGGAGAUGUUUUUCCAAUGGUUAUUUUUCCGUUUAUACACAAACAAAUUGUUUUAGACAAUUUGCCUCAAAAAGAAAUAUUUUUACUCAAAAUCAACGAAAAUUUUGGUUUUCAAACAAAAUAUUUUUCAAUAAAAAUGGAUUAAUUAUUUUACCUCAAUUAACAAAUUUCUCUUCCGUGGCGCGGGCUGUGGCCGAAUCUUCUCCUUCAUCUUUAUUUUGUGAUGAAAAUUUUUCUCUUAAAAAAGAAUGGAAUGAAAGGUUUAAACAAAUUGAAAAAUUAAAAAUUGGAUAUGAUGCUUCAGAAUGGAUAAUGUUGGUUCAAAAAAAGUAUAGUGGUGGUGGAAAGGCUAGUGCUGUUGAUUUAGAUAUAGCGAGUGUAAUGGCACAACAUAAUGACCAAAUUAACGAUUUAAUUGAACUUUGCUAUAAACUUAGGCAUACAGACAAUGCUACAGAUUUAUUUCCAUCAACUGAGUAUGCAAUAUUUAGAUUAAUACUUGAAAAUGGUGAUUUUGAAAAUUUUAUGAAAGUUUUGAAUGAUCCGGUUUGUUUUAAUUGUAAAAUAUAUUUAAAUAAGGUACUUUCCUGUUAUCGGCCCUCCAUUUUUUCUUCCUUUUUUCUCAGCCUAGUUUCGUACAGAAUGGUCAGAUUUUCUUUCUUUCUCAAAUUCACUCCAUUUCCCGAUGGCAUAAUCAAAUUAGACAUUAAUGAAGAAAAGUUGCGGAAAAAAUCCUAA
Meloidogyne enterolobii is the source of this 1278-nucleotide messenger RNA. The record is from the annotation of a GenBank genome assembly. NCBI's taxonomy places the organism in Eukaryota, Metazoa, Nematoda, Chromadorea, Rhabditida, Meloidogynidae.